Molecule: messenger RNA, 1263 nt
Organism: Saprolegnia parasitica CBS 223.65
Lineage: Eukaryota; Oomycota; Saprolegniomycetes; Saprolegniales; Saprolegniaceae
Exons: 2
Coding region: 1-1263 (420 amino acids)
Molecular function (GO): protein binding
Source: RefSeq, a predicted model, not a curated record
AUGACGCCGCAAUUCGUCAUCCAGCCGACGCCGAAGCGGCGCACGGCCUUCGAGUCGCCGCCCGCGAGCGAAGAGGCGACGCCAACGACGCCGGACCAAGGCUGGAUCGCACCAUUGCCUUCCAUGGAUGCGCGCGGCGAAGAGGAAGACCUCGAUCAUCCGCCCGACGUGCUUGAACCCCAAGGUGACGGGCUUGAAGCCCUCGCCAGUACAUCCCACGGCGUGGAAGACGCGCGCGAAGAUGUUGUGGCGUUGCAGUGGCUUGGUCAGGACGCAUCAGUGCAAGGGCUGGUCGAGUCGGGCAACGAGGAGUCGUCGGCUGACGAUUCAUCUCAGGAGGUUCAAGGUGGGCCAGAUGCGCUGCCCGGCCUCGUGGGGGAGCCCAUCGUGGCCAUUGCAGCGCCAAAUGCACUCCAGGCCAUGCCAUUGGCCUUCGCUGCACCAGUCGAACCGAUCGGCUUUGCAUCUGGUGGCGAAUCCGUACCAUCGAGUCCCGUUCCGCGGCCCUCAGUCGACGACGCCGAGACCCCAUUACUGCAACGCCACGACGCUUUUUACUCGUCUGUGCAUCUGCCAUCGAGAAGCUUGGCCUCAGAGAAGCCCGUGAUCGCGCCAGCCCAAAUUGAAGAUUCGCAGGAGCCCCUCGUCGAAGAGGUCAAGCAGUCGAUGCCUUUUUCCCGCACUGCGCCGGCCGAUGCAAGCUCCCACAAGCAACAUGGCCAAGUCGCGUCAUCCCCCUUUCGAAUCUCCCAGUCUCAGUUUGGACAAAUCGGGAAGGGCCUCCCGACGCGCCUCUUUAGCCAAGCCGUUGACCGAAAGAUCAAGCCCGAGCCUUGCGCUACGAGCGUUGCACGGGCGCAUGCAACUCGCGUCCAAAGCCGCACGUUAUCCAUUGCCGGAGGCAAGCGGCCUUCCCUCUCGGUGCCAAAAAGCAAGAACACUCGACCCAUGGCUCAGCCCGUAACGCCAGAAGCCGCGAGAGUGCCCGUCGAGCAGCAGCCGUGUGCUGCCAAGGUCAAACCCAUCUCGCUCCAGCUUCGCGACGGCAACGGCGACAUCGUGCUGCUUCGCGUCAAGCCAACUGCGCUUUUGAGCCGCGUCUUUGAGGAGUUUUCCAAGAUGAAGAAGGUUCCAUCGGACCAUUAUCGUUUCUACGUCGACGGCAAGCGUCUUCCUGGCGACGCGACAAUCGCCGCGGUCGAGCUCGAGCACGACGACAUCAUCGACUGCCUCGAGCCCCAAGUCGGCGGUCGCCUUGUGUAG